Molecule: messenger RNA, 4582 nt
Organism: Perca flavescens (yellow perch)
Lineage: Eukaryota; Metazoa; Chordata; Actinopteri; Perciformes; Percidae
Gene: zbtb47b
Product: zinc finger and BTB domain containing 47b
Exons: 6
Coding region: 408-2645 (745 amino acids)
Biological process (GO): regulation of transcription by RNA polymerase II
Cellular component (GO): nucleus
Molecular function (GO): DNA-binding transcription factor activity, RNA polymerase II-specific; protein binding
Source: RefSeq, a predicted model, not a curated record
GUUGCACGAGCGCACAGUGACAGGAAGCGCACCCGUGUUUUGCGCCAUCUGCUUGCAUGUCCUUUCACGUCCUCCUGCUUACGCCAAAAAAAGAAGAAAAUCCAAGAACUGUACAAAGAAAGGCGCCUGUCUCGCAACUCCACGUUAAACAGUACCGUGUCCCUUUAAAAACGUCUGACAAAAAGCCCAUAUGAUCCCCGAGCUCCAAUCACCAAUUCCUUCUGCAAAAGCAGCCUCUGCAUUUUUGUCUGUCUGAAUGCUACAGCAGCACGGGGGGGGAAAAGAUUGAGGAUAAGGCAAAAACUGAAGAAAUGUGACAAUUCAACGGUCAUUUUCAUGGCGAAGGGAAAACUGGUGCGAAAGGAGUUAUUCUUGGACUCCUUUGAGCCUCGAAACGCUGGAUCAAAAUGCUCAUAGUGGAGAAGACCACAGACUUCCCCUCUGCUGAGUUCUCCCUGGUGGAGGAUGUGGCUCUGCACUUCACCUGUUUGAUGGACAGGCUGAACGAGCAGCGUCUCUUCCAGCCUGACCUGUGUGACGUCGACAUCGUUCUGGUGCGUCAGCACAGCACCUUCCCGGCCCACAAGGGCGUGCUGGCGGCCUACAGCCCUUUCUUCCACUCCCUUUUUGCGCAAAGCAAACAGCUGCGGCGGGUGGACCUGUCGCUGGACGCCCUGACCUCACAGGGCCUGCAGCAAAUCCUCAACUUCAUUUACACCUCCAAACUGCUGGUGAGCAGCCGCACUGUCCGCGACGUGUUCAACGCCGCUGCCCUGCUCCAGAUGAGCGACAUCGCAGCCUCCUGUCGCGACCUCAUCAGCAGCCACUCGCUGAGAAGCACCUGCGCAGAUAUGGCCAAUCAGGAAGGGCUCAGUGGCGGUGACCCAGCAGGUGUAGCGAUGCCCUCCAGCCAGCUGUACCCGGAGAUCAAACAGGAGUCAGAGCUGGGGAGGGUGUACAAGAGGGAAGGCAGCAGCCCGUUCUCUGUUAGAGUGGAGGACGCAGGCAAGACGGCCUCCCAGCAGAAGUAUUACCAGAAGGAGGACGGGUCAGGGGGCGGGGCUAGCACGGGUGUGGCCACUUUGUGCAAAGUCGAGAGCAAUGGAGAGGAAUCAAAGACCGCAGAUGGCCACGCCUCCUUCAACAGAGACCAGAUCAUUGUUGAAGUCAACCUCAACAACCAGACCCUUAAUGUGUCAAAGGGGUCGGAGAGCAAAUCAGCAAGCAUCACAGAGGCGCCCACCAUGUUUGGUUGUUGCCACGACAACGGGAUAGAUUCAGAAGACGAUGAGGAGGACGGGGCAGAGAAUGACGACACAGUGGGAGAAGAGGAUGACGAUGAGCUAAAGAGGGGGGACAUACUGGGUCAGAGCAGCGAGGAGGAAGACGAGGAGGAAGACGAGGAAGAGGAGGAGAACUCCCUAAACAUUCCAGGCUUUGAGCAAGCGGCCAUGAUGGAUCGACCUCGCCGGGGCACCAGAGCCUUUGCCAUGGCGGGUACAACCGCCUCGAUGCGGCAGACACUGGCAGAGGCCACGCUAGCCAACCAGCGGCAGGGCGGGAAGAGGGCGCUGGAUGCAGAGGGCCUGGGCCAGAAAGUGAGGCUGGAGGAGAAGCAACAUUUCCCGUGUAAGAAAUGUCCUCGCGUCUUCAACAAUCGCUGGUACCUGGAAAAACACAUGAACGUCACUCACAACCGCAUGCAGAUCUGCAAUAACUGUGGGAAACGCUUCCUGCUGGAGAGCGAGCUGCUGCUGCACCAACAGACCGACUGUGAGAAGAGCAUCCAGUGUGUAACCUGUGGCAAGGCCUUCAAAAAGCUGUGGUCGUUACACGAGCAUAACAAGAUCGUCCAUGGCUACGCCGAGAAGAAGUUCUCCUGCGAGAUCUGUGAGAAGAAGUUUUACACCAUGGCUCAUGUCAGGAAGCACAUGGUCGCCCAUACGAAGGACAUGCCGUUCACCUGUGAGACUUGCGGGAAGUCAUUCAAGCGCAGCAUGUCCCUGAAGGUUCACUCUCUGCAGCACUCAGGAGAGAAACCCUUCAAGUGUGAGAACUGCAGUGAGCGCUUCCAGUACAAAUACCAGCUGCGUUCCCACAUGAGCAUCCACAUCGGACACAAGCAGUUCAUGUGCCAGUGGUGCGGAAAGGACUUCAACAUGAAACAGUACUUUGACGAACACAUGAAGACACACACUGGAGAGAAGCCUUACAUCUGUGAGAUCUGUGGUAAGAGCUUCACAAGCCGGCCCAACAUGAAGCGCCACCGCCGCACCCACACCGGGGAGAAGCCCUACCCCUGUGAGGUGUGCGGCCAGCGCUUCCGUUUCUCCAACAUGCUCAAGGCCCACAGGGAGAAAUGCUUCCGCGUCAGCAACCCCAUGGUUACUGACGGCAACGACCCCCUCGGCCUCCAUCGGCCUCUGGCCUCGCCCACCGUGGACUCUUCCGGUCAGGUGCAGCUGAGGACGGCGCUCCCCGCCACUUCUGCGACCACACCCGCUGCUGCCUCUAGCCCACACCCCCUCCAUGGCACCCAGCUGUCUCUCCCCCUGCUGCACUCCAUGGGUGGACUGCCUCCCAGCCCUCAUUUACCCCCUCCGCCUCCCCUGUUCCCUGCCGGUAGGAUGAACUCCAACAACUAACAAAUCUCUGUAGCAUCGAAAGCACUUUUGUUACUUUUGUUUUUCUUAGAGCUUUUAAAGAGGACUCCUGCAGCAGGAGAGUGAUGCACCUCAGUGACAUUUACACCGAGGAGAAACACUGACUGAAGGCUACAUGGAGGCCUCAUGAACAUACACAUACACCUACCACAAUAAGAAAUAGUUAUUUUUUACUCUGUUUAAAUACAAUAUAUAACCUCAGAGUCCAGUAGGACGUGUCGUCACCGCUCUUUUCCUCGUGAAUUUUACAACUCUGUUCUAGUUUCAUUUGGAAUCCCACCACCACACACAUCUCCCCAGAGCCUUGCACAAUGCAUUGAUUGUAGCAUCUUUUACAAAGUAGGAGGAAGAUUUUCCUAAAUCCUCACUCAUACGGGGGUUAUCAGUCAAGCGAGAACCACACUAUGAUGAGAAAAGAUAUUUUAUUUUUGAUCGUUCUCUGCCAAGAUGUAGCGAGUGGUUCUGGCCUGACCCAGCAAUAACCAAAUGCUGAUUUGUCUCUGAGCAUAUACAUGUAUAUGGCAUUGCCAAUAACCAAAUCCUGUUAGCUCACCUGCUAUAGUUAGAUAAUGUUAUACAGCAUUUAUAAUCAAUCCUGCACCUUACAUUUAACUCUAGUGAUAUUUAAGAUGUACUCCUAAUUGUCUCCAUUUUUAUAAUUGUAAUAGUGUGUAAUCCGUGGCACGUUACGUCAAUUUGUAAGGAUGCGUGAGAAGUUGUGAUGGGUGGAGAGUCGACUGUGCAAUGCAGUGUGUGAUGUUUGUGAAAGUGUGUCUGAGAUGUGAAGCAGAGUCAUGAGAUGAGGAUCUUCAAAUCUACGUUUACCCCCCCCCCCCCCCCCUACCCCAGAGUCAGGAGGUUGUUGUUGUUGUUGACGCUUAUCUUUUGCUUAUAUUAAGCAAGCGUGCUCCUCUCCUAUAGAUCUGGCUUUGAGACGAUAUCGCACUUUUCUGUGACUUGUUAGUAAAAACCUAAUGUACUCUGACCUACAGUAUAUUUGUAGGUUUAAAAUCUAAUAUUAAUGUUAACUUAAAUUUCCCAACUAAACCCGAUCUGUGUUAUUAGUUUGCAGAAUACCAAGAGUGUACGGAUAAUAAUAUUCACAAAAAACCUGCGUACGUAGCUCAUUAAGUGUGCACAUUUCACCAUGAUGUAUAUUGUGAAGUGAUAAACAUUAUAUUACAAUGCCUAAAUCUCUUAAAGAGCACUGACGGGGAGUACUUUUGGCACAACAAAGUGCAUCACUAAAAGGGCUCCUUAUGAUUACAUCACUAUUAUAGACUAGUCAAUAUCUUAUAACCGUGAUCUGUAGAAGCUAUUGAAGUGAGGGACAAGCAGUAUGUAAUACCCCUCAAACAUUUGUGGCUCUAUGUGCACUUUUGACAAUUGUUUGUCAUUAACCUACUGGCGUAGAACUGAAAGAAUAGAAAAUAAUCAAAUCCUUGUCAGUAAAAAGUAUCUUCUCUUAAAGGCUUGCCAUUUUGGAAAAAUACACUUAUUUGCUUUCUUGCCGAGAGUUAGAUGAGAAGAUGGUUACCGCUCAUGUCUGUACAUUAGAUAUGGAGCUACAGCCAGCAACUGCUUAGCUUAGCUAAGCACAAAGACCUGAAACCGAAAGAAACCGCUAGCUUUGCUCCGUCUGAAGAAUAAAACUAAUUCACCUACCAGCACCUAAAGUUCAGUAAUUAACACAUUAAACACAUUUUAUCUGGACAAAUACCGAAAUAGAACAACUUGCAGCUCACACGGUUUUAAAACACUUUGUUUUUGAAGAUACUGCUUCCGGUGAAGUCACAACUUGUUUUUUACAUUUUGUUUUUCGUACAGUUUAAACAGACAAGAAUUAACAUGUUAAUUAGUGAGCUUAAAAGGUGUUGAUAGGUGGAUUUUGUUUGCUUUGGACAGAGCAAGGCUAGCUA